Molecule: messenger RNA, 1806 nt
Organism: Rotaria socialis
Lineage: Eukaryota; Metazoa; Rotifera; Eurotatoria; Philodinida; Philodinidae
Source: the annotation of a GenBank genome assembly
AUGGAUAGUAAAACAAAAACAAACGAAGAUUUAGAAACUUUGACAUGUCCAAUCACACUUCAAUUCUUUCGUGAUCCAGUCAUAGCUGCAGAUGGUCAUGCCUAUGAACGUGCAGCUAUUGUUAAAUGGAUUGAGACACAUGGUACGAGUCCCUUGACUCGAGAACCACUCAAUGUUGCUGAUUUACAAUCCGACGAGUAUUUGAAACAGCUAGCUUCUCAACGGCGAACAUCGACAGUAUCUCAAAUUAAACAAGAUAAUUCAACCAUCAUCUCAGUUAUUUCUGUGAAUGACACUGAACAUUCACAUCCAGCUGAUCUGGAGGUGUCCAAUCAAAAUCUUACUCAAGUGAAAAAAAGAACUCGUUGUAUCUAUAUAGGUUUCCUCAUAGGGCUGUUCAUAAUUUGUUUGGGUUUCAUGGCAAUUGGACCGGUCUUAUCAGUAGCGGUGAAAAGUCAAUCGGGAACUGCUAUGACCCGAACGACUGUUCAGUCGUCAUAUUCAUCGCAAUUAACUUCAAACAGGCCAACCUACAAUUGCUUAGAUUGUUCCUCGCCAGAUCACUACUAUGGAGCUUUCCUACUUAAUACUUCAACAGAUGGCUCUUACAAUGUUUCGAUUCAAAGCAGUGCAGCCAUAUUCACAUAUCUUUAUGUCAUUCGUUUCACGCCAUCUGAUCCAUGGUCAAAUCGAAUUACAUUGAACGAUAAUGGCAUCGAUGUAUUUCAUUCAAACUUUUUCGUUAGCCUACAAAGUUAUAUGCCAUAUAUUUUAAUUGUUACAACCCGUAACAUACUCACAGAAGCAAUAUUUUCAAUUAACAUAGUUGGCUCAAAUUAUGUCUACAUAGUUCCCAUCAGUAAUAAUUAUUCAACGACACCGACUUCACCUAGUAUAACAACAUCUAGCCCAACUAUUCCUACGAAUGCUCGCUGGGUACAAAAUGCAGUGACCGUUGCUGGAGGCAUCUUUGGAGGCAGUGGGGCCAAUCAACUCCUGUGGCCUGACGGCCUUACCGUUGAUGACAAUCAAACGAUAUUUGUCGCUGAUUACGGAAAUCAUCGUAUCGUUCAAUGGAAUAUAGGCGGUAGCAACGGGUUAAUAGUUGCUGGUGGUUUUGGUCCUGGAAAUCAGUUAAAUCAAUUGUAUCAUCCGAUCGAUGUUUCGAUUGAUAAAGAUACAGAUAGCCUCAUUAUCUGCGAUUAUGGAAAUAGACGAGUCUUACAAUGGUCCCUUCAAAGUGGCACAACACAAGGUGAAAUCCUUCUCGAUGGAAUCUUUUGUUCUGGAUUAGCCAUAGAUCAACAGAGAAAUAUUUAUGUCUCUAGCACUGAAACUUUUGAAGUAACACAAUAUCGAAUGGGUAGCACGAAUGGUACUAUUGUUGCUGGUGGCUAUGGAGCAGGUUUUGGUUUGAAUCAAUUUAGCUGGCCGACCUAUCUGUUCGUCGAUUCCAAUCAGAAUAUCUACGUAUCGGACAAGUUCAACAACCGUGUGAUGAAAUGGAGUAAAGGUGCACAAGAAGGGAUUGUUGUCGCUAGUAAUUCAGCCAUGACAAAAAUGUCAGCACCUAGAGGACUAUUCGUCGAUGCAUCCGGUACUUUAUAUGUAGUAGAUGCGGGAAAUCGACGAGUAUUGCGUUGGCUAGAUGGAGCAAAGCAGGGUACUGUCGUCGUGGGCGGACACGGUGUCGGAUUUCAGCAAAAUCAGUUAAACAGUCCCAUGGGCUUAGAUUUUGAUCGACACGGCAAUAUGUACGUUGUAGACUCUUUCAGUAAUCGAGUACAACAAUUUUCUAUCGAAUAG